GCCAGACUGUUGAUCUUCUCAUGCAAGAGUCAGGAUGUCGUUUAGAACAUCCUUCUGCUACCAAAUUCCGCAAUCAUGUCAUGGAAGGAGAAUGGGAUAAGGCUGAGAACGACCUGAAUGAACUUAAGGCCUUAGUGCAUUCUCCGCAUGCAAUUGUGAGGAUGAAGUUUUUGCUGCUGCAGCAGAAGUACCUGGAAUACCUGGAGGAUGGCAAGGUCCUGGAGGCACUUCAAGUUCUACGCUGUGAACUGACACCACUGAAAUAUAAUACAGAACGCAUUCAUGUCCUCAGUGGGUAUCUGAUGUGUAGCCAUGCAGAAGACUUGCGUGCAAAAGCAGAGUGGGAAGGGAAAGGAACAGCUUCCAGAUCUAAGCUUUUGGACAAACUCCAGACGUACCUACCCCCAUCAGUGAUGCUUCCUCCCAGGCGUCUACAGAAUCUGCUGCGUCAGGCUGUGGAGCUACAACGGGACCGGUGCCUAUAUCAUAAUACCAAACUAGAUAAUAAUCUAGAUUCUGUCUCGCUGCUUAUAGACCAUGUUUGUAGUAGGAAACAGUUCCCGUGCUACACACAGCAGAUACUUACGGAGCACUGUAAUGAAGUUUGGUUCUGUAAAUUCUCCAAUGAUGGCACUAAACUAGCAACGGGAUCUAAGGACACAACUGUUAUUAUAUGGCAGGUUGAUCCAGAUACUCAUCAGCUAAAACUGCUUAAGACGUUAGAAGGUCAUGCGUAUGGGGUCUCUUACAUUGCUUGGAGUCCAGAUGACAACUAUCUUGUUGCCUGUGGCCCAGAUGAUUGUUCUGAGCUUUGGCUCUGGAAUGUGCAAACUGGGGAGCUGAGGACAAAGAUGAGCCAGUCUCAUGAAGACAGCUUAACAAGUGUGGCCUGGAAUCCUGAUGGGAAACGCUUUGUAACAGGAGGUCAGCGUGGACAGUUCUAUCAGUGUGAUUUAGAUGGUAAUCUCCUUGACUCCUGGGAAGGGGUGAGAGUACAAUGCCUUUGGUGCUUGAGUGAUGGGAAAACUGUUCUAGCAUCGGAUACACACCAGCGAAUUCGGGGUUAUAAUUUUGAGGAUCUUACAGACAGGAACAUAGUACAAGAAGAUCACCCUAUUAUGUCGUUUACUAUUUCAAAAAAUGGCCGUUUAGCUUUGUUAAAUGUAGCAACUCAGGGAGUUCACUUAUGGGACUUACAAGACAGAGUUUUAGUGAGAAAGUAUCAAGGUGUUACACAAGGAUUUUAUACAAUCCACUCGUGUUUUGGAGGUCAUAAUGAAGACUUUAUCGCGAGUGGCAGUGAAGAUCACAAAGUAUAUAUUUGGCACAAGCGUAGUGAGCUGCCAAUUGCGGAGCUGACAGGGCACACACGUACUGUUAACUGUGUGAGCUGGAACCCGCAGAUUCCCUCCAUGAUGGCCAGCGCCUCUGACGAUGGCACUGUUAGAAUAUGGGGACCAGCGCCUUUCGUAGACAACCAGGAUAUUGAAGAGGAAUGCAGUAGCAUGGAUAGUUGAUGGCGAAUUUGGAGCAGACGACUUCAGUUUAACUUAAUUAGUCGUAUUUUAAAUGGCUUGGGAUUUGGUGCAAACAAACAUGAUUGAUAGCUGGACAGACAUGCUCGUCAUGAAAAGAACCAUUUCUGAAGCCCGAUUGGGGCCAAACAUUUACCACCUUGCUUCAUAGUAACCAGUCAAGAUGAAGCACGUCGUUAGAACGUUGUUGGACACCGUGUUGAAAUUACCCCCCCCAUCGGUUGUGAAGAACUGUGCUACAUUCAGGCUAACCAUUGAACUCAGUAUAUAUAUUUUUCCCUCCUGCCUUUUUGUCUGGCAGGCUACUGUUCUUGUUGCUCUUCUGUGUAAUGAAGUUUAAAUGCUUGUUUGGAACACUUUAUUUAACAGUUUAGAAGGCUUGAUAGAAAGAGUGCUUUAGUCUGAAGAGUAUACAUUGGAUAGGAAAGUAUUUCCUUCUCUUGUUUCUCAAAUCUCUCUCCGCCUUACUUAGCUUGAGAUCUUUGCAGCUUGGUUCAUGGAUUCUAGCCUUGCCCGUUGCGCAGUAUAUAUAAAUUGAGAUGAUAAACCAAUGAACUAUGUCAAAAGCACUCUCAAUAUCACAUUUGACAAAAAGUUUUGUACUUUUCACAUAGCUCGUUGCCCUGCAGAGGGGUUAACAGCACAAUUUUUUAAAAAUAAAUUAUUUAUAGGAUUAAAACGACUUCAUUUGUAUACAUUUGGAAUUAAAACAACGUAAGAAGUGUUAUGAAAUGCAGUAUCACUGAUGCUCUUUCAGAGUGUCAUGAGACCCAUUCAAAAGCAGUGGCUGGAAGGAGCUUUAGAUAGGCAGUGAAACUUGUUCUAUAAGGCGAAACUCACUGUUCAUCUUAACAGAAAAAAUGCGCUAUUUAGAAGCAAAAGCAUUCAGAGUGCACCACCAAACUAAGAUUUUAAACAGGACAAGGUUUUUUGUUUUUGUUUUUUAAGAUUACAUAAAUAUAAGCAACAAUGCUGGUAAAAGGUAGACUCCACUUGGAGGGAAGAGUUCACAUUUUUUAAAGUAGUUAAACAUCCAAAUCAUAAUUCAGCACUUGUAUUAUGAUUGAAAACUUUAUUAUUUGAUAAACAAAGAAGUAUAGGUUUUCUUCUUGAGACUGUAAUUUUAUGUUUACAGAUUUCAAUGUCUCUCCUAGACCUUGCUGAAAGUUGGUGCUGGGAACAUCUUGACACAUUUAGCAACAGUUCCACUAAUAUCCCAUGUUUAAAAAGAGAAAGACGUUUAUAACUUAAGUAUUUAUUCUUCUCAGAACAAACAGAUGGCCUGGCAUCCCUGUGCUUCUGCACUACCCACAAAUUCACUAUGGACUCCCUCUUCCCACGUUGAGUAGAAAGUUGUGUUGGUGCUGCUGUGAAGUAAAGAGGGAGCAGGGAAAGGCACGUCACAGAGAAUGAUAUCAAGAAAAGUGUGGACUGCAUCCUUAAACGAGACAAUAAAUCUAGUGUCCUUGUUAGUGAUGUGUGGAAGAAGGGUGGGGGAAGGUUUGCCGGAGUUCCUGGGAAGAGACGCGUAGCCCCUUUGAUGAAGGGGAAUGUGGCGUUUAACAUAAACGGUCCCUUUUUUCUUGCUUAGAAAAACAAAGUGGAACUGAUCAGGUUGGAUUUUAGAUCCCAGCCAUCAGAUGGGGUUUUUCUUGCCUUGUGCGUAAUCUUAAACGUGGUUUAAGGUUCCAAUAUUCUUGCUGAGACCAGCCCUGAACCUGACAUGCUCCUAUCUGUCCUGGUACUUCCAGAAUGAAGUAAGAGCGUCACAUGCUUAUCUUUAAUCUAGUUCAUUUGUCUUGAACAUCUUAAAAUUAAGGUGAAUUUCUUAGAUAGCAACUACCAUCCCACAGGACUGGGUAUACAUGUGUAAACUUAGACUACAAAUCAGUUCCUUAUUCUAGCUGACUUUAGAGGAAAUUGUUUUUCUCCUGUUAGCUGGCAGCACUUCUGACAGCAUAAGAUUAGUGUUGGUCCUGUGGCAUUGGCGUUGCCGGGAAAAGGACAGCUCUCCUAAUGUCAAAUUCUAGUAAGCUAAACCUUUUGGUUUGAAAUAAACUUUGAAUACCUACAUUGUAAACACUUGUUUUAUAUAUUCAAAAUGUGGUGCAGUUCAUAAGCAGUGCUAGUAUGUGAAUCUUUGGGAGUUACCCCAGUAUACUCUUGGGACUUCAAAGGGAACUUCAGGCAGGUAGAGAAGGCUGGGUCAAAUCUCAAGCUUAGGUUUAAAGUCUAAUAUGCACUUCAACAGGCACUUUAAUGUGGUGGCCAUACACAAAACAAAGUGAGACUCUUUAUCGGGUAGAAGCUGUGCGGGAGGAUAUUCUAGAGGAUACCUCCUUUCCACUGCAGUGCAUUGUAACCAGAAGUUUAAACUUAAUACUUUUGCCAAAAUACUGCCCCUCUGUUCCGGGGCUCCUCUUCUGGACUUGAUACGUACCUCUGAAAUACGCUUCAGGUAUUUAGAAGCAGAGUUUGUGAGAAGCACGUGUCGUGAUAUCUCUGCUGCUGUUUAGUUUUGUGGCACAACAAUGCAAUAUAAAGGGGAGCUCCUUUAAUCAGAUAGAUGGCACUGUUUCCAGAGUGUCUCAACAGCAGCAUUUUGCAUAGAUUCCUGCUUCUUACAGGUGAUGUGCAGAGAGUGAGAGGAAGGUGAGACUACUCUUCGCUUUGCCACAGCACUUGGUCCCACAGUAAACUUGCUUUAUAGAUCCGGUGAUGAUUACCACCGUUUUAACCUCUAGAUUAAAGAGGAACCUAAACUAUUUUUAAUAUGUUGGCUAUUCACAAUGUGUGAACUGAAAAGUACCAAUACUUUUUGUGCACGGACUAAAAUGAGACUAUGGGGGAAAAAAUUAAAGUUUGCUCAUUUGCAACAUGUUGCUUUCCAUGUGCUUAAAAAUGUUCAUAGGCUGGAGUCUAAGGUUGGAACAAGUACACAUCUGCAAUAAAUGACUGUAUUUCUAGUAAACAGACCUAUGAUUUUAGAGAGGAAAAUACUGUAAGUGUGUACUUUUUUAGCUUUUUUUGGUAAGCUAAUAGCUACAGGUUAUUGGCAAGGCAGAUCUCCUAACAAGUUACACUGAAGCAUUUUAUUUAUCUGAAUGUUCUUUAGCUGUUCAGGUAAGUAAUUUUCAAGGGACAAUGGAGCACGAAAGGGAAGAGCAGUGAUGACAGAUGUGUCAUCGGGGGAGAGGGCAGGGAGGCAUGAUGGACACAGGACGCUUGUUUCAAAUUCCCUCUGUCUUUUCUAAAGUUCUCCGACUUGAAAGUUAACUUCUUUUUAGGAUCAGAGCAAAGAUGCAAGCUAGAAACGUAUCCAGGUCUUGCCAGUUACUUCUCAACUUGGUUUCAAGCAGGUAAUAUUUAAGAAAACUCGAUUUGCUCUUGGGAGUUUGUGUUUAGUUGUAUCUCCUUACACUGACAAAUGAUGCUCCCACCCCAAAUCAAUUUUCAAGACUUCCUUAGUAAGAUAUUUCUUCAUGGAAACCAGGACUCUGAUACAAUUAGCCCUAAUGUGAGGGGAGACGCUGUAGACUCAAAUGGGGAGGGAGGUAGAGAAAGAAGAAUGAAUAUAAGAAGCAGGAUUUACUGGCCAACAGACAAACUACUGUAACUUAAGGGGGAGGAGGAAAAAAAUGCACUUUCAAUAGCUUGUCCAUGACUUUAGCCCCAAAAUACACGUAUCUGUUUAUUUUUGGGGUUUUUUUUUUUUUUUGAGACAACUAUUAAGGGGAACAUCCAUCCCGUAACUGGGGAAAUCUCCUUUUUACCUCUUCCUCCUCUCUUUUCCACAUUGGCUUGAGUCCAUUUUCAGCUGCCAUACUUAAUUUUGAAAACUGCUACUUUGAAUGAUGUUUAGAAAAAAUGUCAUUAACUCUGACACUUUUUUAAACAGGGUGGACUUAAUUGAAGUGUGCAGUUUUGAACUACUGCUGCAGUAGCUGCCUCUAGUUGUUGAAAUAAACUGUAGACAAGUUUUUUGUCUAUUAAUCUAGAUUAUCUGGAUUCAAUAAAACAUCUGUGAGAGUGUUCCUCCCAUCUGGUAUGAAUGUGUGUGUGUGUGCGUGUGUGUGUGUGUGUUACAUAAACAGACAUAGAACCAAAACGUUCUAGGUACUUGUCAUGUUUUAUUGCAUACUUUAAGUCGUGUGUAUGUGAAGUGUCCUUUGACCUGAAGCUUUUGGUUAAUAUCAGUAUAUUUUUAUAAAUUUGAAAUUCAUUGUGCCCCAUCUUUUUCUUAAACGUUUUUCAUUGUUAGGGUAAUGUGCUAGAUUUGAAUCUUAACAUUUUUAGGCACAGAUGGAAAAAGUCAUUGGCUCCUUGAAAACAUAUGGGACAAAAUGGAUCCUCAAAGCAUCUAUGUACUUACAAACCAAGCUGUAGAGAUCAAGAAAAGAACUUUAUUGUUGAUCUCAAGAUUUCUAAAUUGUCAAGAUUUAUAUGGAGUUGUGGUGGAACUAGUUAACACUUAGAGCUUUUGGUAUGUAAUGACUAUUUGCUAUGGACUGAUAUUAAAUGUUUCAAAGGAUUGCGUUCUUAAACUUUCUGGAUUUUUGUUACUCUCCUCGGAUUAUAUUAAGUAGUUAAAAUUUCUUUGCUAUAUUACAUUAAAAACAUAAGAACUUUGGGUCUCGUAUUUAUUUUCACUUGUUUUACUAAUUAUUUACAGAACACCGUUUUAACUUUUUUAUUUUAUAAAUGUGUAGUAUUUUAAACAUAUCUUUAAAAAUUGUUCAAUUGGAACUACAUUAACUUCUGAUUUGUUUUUAUUAGGAUUUUUAAAAAAAUACACUUUUUCCAUGUUGGUGCACAGCACUUAACAGAAAUGUUUGUAUUCCCUUUCUUUCAAUUCAAUAAACAGAAUGAAUAACUGGAA
Messenger RNA from Struthio camelus australis, 6414 nucleotides. NCBI's taxonomy places the organism in Eukaryota, Metazoa, Chordata, Aves, Struthioniformes, Struthionidae. The record is from RefSeq and is a predicted model, not a curated record.